AUGGUUACUACUACUACUACUGCUACGACGACGACGACGACGACAACUACAUUAACGAAUUCAUGGAAUACUACUGUUACAACAACAACAACAACUACUACUACUACUAAUACACCAACGACUAAUAAUACUAAUAGUAAUAAUAAUGGAGAUCAGUCAAUACAAACGAAUCAAAUCAUUGAUAAUACAAUAGAUACUACUUAUUUACAAUCGAUAAAUUAUGAACCACAAUUUAUUUUAUUAGGUAAUAAUCGUAUUAUAUCAAGACAAAAUCCAUUACCAGAAAUAGCUGAUUUAGCUAAUAUGAUUAUUAAUGAAAUCUAUCAACCAAUACAAAAUUUAUGCUUAGAUGAAAUUGAAAUUGUUUGUUUUAGAGCAAUAAUGUUUUUUGAUCCAAGUUGUGAAUCAUUGUCGGAAAAUGGACGUUUAUUAAUACGUAGUUGUCAAUAUCUAAUACAAAUGGAAUUAAUGAAUAUAAUGAAUGGUAAAUUAUAUUUACCACAAGGUCGUUUCGGUGCAUUAUUAUUAUUAAUACCAGAAUUUCGAUCAGUUACCUAUCAAAUGAUUCAUAAAUUACAAAUUAUACAUCAAAUGGGUUUUACUAAAUUAGAUGGUUUAUUAUCAGAGAUUUUAUUGAAUAAUACAAUAAAUGAAUCAAAUGGUACUAUUGAAUCCAAUCAUUUAAAAUCAUCUAUGAAACAUUCAUUCAAUAAAUAUAUAGUUCAUGAAGAGAAUAAUAAAUUACCAACAAUCUAUUCAAUGCCUAAAUUAUAUUCAACACAUAAUGAUGAUAUUUAUAAUUCACAAAUUACUGAAACAACUACAUCUUCACCUCCUCCUCCUCCUCCUCCUCCUCUUCCGCUUCUUCCACCUCUUCCGUUUCUUCAUUUGGAUCUUCAUUAUCAUUAUCAACUCAACUCAUCUAUAAUAACAACACAAUUAGAUAAAAUAUUGCCUACAACCAUAGAUACAACUAUAUCUAUGAUAAAACAAACAAAUAUUGAAGCGAAUUCAUUCAAUUAUCCUAUAAUACAAUCUGAAUUAGAAUCUAUUCCAUCAAUUCAUGUAUCUAAUGUAUUAGAUUAUUAUUAUUAUGAUAAUAACAAUAUUAAUCAUAAUCAUAAUGAUAAUUGUAUUACACAGAAACAAUCGAAUAUUGAUAAAUUAACACAAUAUUAUCAGACGGUUCAACCAAUUAUGAAUACAGUAAAAAAAUUUAGUACCAAUUUUGAUAUCAGUAGCCAUAGCAACAAUAAUAAUCAUAAUGUUAUUAAUAAUGAUGUAAAUCAAUCACUUAUCACAAUGCAUUUAGGUGAAGAAACUUUUGAAAAUAUUUCAAAUUCAGAUAAUUCAAUCAAUUCAAAUAUAAUUCAUUGUUUACCAAAUUUAGAACCUGGUAUGUAUUAUUCAGAUGAUCAAUUCUAUACAACUUAUUCACAUCAUUUAAAUAUGAUCAAAGCAAAAUAUAAUCAGAAUACUACUAUCAAUACUACUACUAUUACUACCACUACUCAUGAUAAUAAUAAUAGUUCACCAAUUUACACUAGUUAUGAUGGAAAACAUUUGACACCAAUCGAUCAUUCUAAUCCAUCCUAUUCCACAAAUCACUUCUGAUAUGUUCAAUAGUGAAUAAUCUUGAAUCAGGUUAUACAUAUCUAUAUAUAUUUCAUUUCUGUAAUACAGUUUACAUGUACAGUUUACAUGAUAUUCAUUGUAAUCCUAUAACAAUGACAUGUAUACAAGAUUGUGUUUUCUUAUCUCAGUUAUAUUUUUCUCUAUUUUUCUUUUCUUUUUUUCUUUAUUAUCAAUAUUAUUACUUCUUUUUAUAUAUUUAACAUAAAAUUAUUCCGAUACAUAUUAUUAAUUACUUUUAUUAUAAAAUA
Schistosoma mattheei is the source of this 1883-nucleotide messenger RNA. The record is from the annotation of a GenBank genome assembly. Lineage: Eukaryota; Metazoa; Platyhelminthes; Trematoda; Strigeidida; Schistosomatidae.